This is a messenger RNA of Ipomoea triloba (trilobed morning glory), 2372 nucleotides long. RefSeq lists its product as uncharacterized. The transcript has 4 exons. The coding region runs from base 254 to 1894 and encodes 546 amino acids. Gene Ontology annotation, molecular function: protein binding. The record is from RefSeq and is a predicted model, not a curated record. NCBI's taxonomy places the organism in Eukaryota, Viridiplantae, Streptophyta, Magnoliopsida, Solanales, Convolvulaceae.
AAACAGCCAUUUUCUCUUUCUUUGCUAUUCGCGUCUGUUUAACUGUGGGCGUAUAUAUGUAUAUAUAAGCGCUGAAAUGGGCAGCUCAUCUUGAUAAGUGAGGGUACGGUGCUCGUACUUCGCUUCCAAUAAGAAGCUUCCGCCGGCGAUUGUUUCUCUGACUCGUCGGAGAACUGAACAACUUUUGAACUUCCGGCAACGUUACGAUUUGAGUUGAAAGGUGGAAAGCAGAGAUCUUUUUCAAGGUGCGAAAAUGGGAGUGAAAGUUGCGAUUACGUGUUUACAUUGGUCAAAACCUUCGGCGGCGCAGUCGCCGUCUUCUUCUCAUGCCCUCACCUCUGCUACUUGGAAAAGGCGUAAUUUUACAAGCAGUGAAGGUGGUCUCACAUGGCGGUAUGUGCGUAAUAUAUUAUUGCACCGGUCGGCUCUACUGGGGCCCAAUUCAAUGAGGCUUUUCAGGUCCUUCUCUACUGAGCUGCCGAAACGCAGAGCGCGUUCAAUCACACGCGCCAGCUUAGACUCGUUCUCAGACGAGGAGUUCUCCAAGAAAAUUCAAGAAUUGGCUCUGAGGUUUCAGUUGUCUGGUGAUGAGUAUGAAGAUUCGGAAAAGGAGGAAUUAGUGGGUGAUUCUAGGCAAGAACAGUAUGAGAGGAAUGAUUCCAUGUUUUUAGAGCCACCGGAUUGGGUUGAGAGGGAGGAGAUUAUUCCAGAAUGGAAGGCAAAUAGUGUGGAUCUCCCCUUUUCUCUUAGGAUUAUAAAGAGAAAAAAGCAGUGGGAAGAGGGGUUUCACGAAGAAGAAGAAGGGGAGGAGUUAGUCUCUUGCUCUGUGAAGAGAGCGUUUUCGAAUAUGGUGUUCAUAAUCCGGGAACUCCAUAGCUAUACGUUGCAGAUGAGAGAAAUGUUGUUUUAUGAAGAUUUGCAGGGGGUUUUAGUGAGAGUUCAGAAGGAGAUGCACGCCUCUUUUGUGUGGCUGUUUCAACAAGUGUUCUCGCGAACCCCAACUUUGAUGGUGUAUGUGAUGAUACUGCUCGCCAAUUACAGUGUCCAUUCCAUGGCAAUGACUAAUGGUGGUGCCGCCAUUGCUGCACCGCUUCCACAGCAGCCUUAUGCAGCUACGGGGGAGGCGGUUUCCGUGAUGGAAGAUCAAACUAAUCCAAAACAAAAGUUCGAUUCUUCUUCCAUUAAGACCUUUUCGGUGUCCUCUUCUAAUGGGAAAAGUACUUGUAUUGGUGGAAGCAGUGGUGGUGGUGGAAAAUUCAGGCCAACCACAGGCGCUACAGAUGACGAUGGGGGGACGUUUAACUCGCGACUCUCCUCUGAUUAUCACCAGACUGUUUUCCCUGAUGGGUUGUCCACAAUCGGAGGAGAAGAGUCGGUUUCCGGUCAGUGUGACUUGGAAGAAGAGUUGAGGUUAUGGAAUUCUAUUGAAGAAGAGGCUUCAAGAAUGCAGUCUGAAUUAAGAGAUGAAGCUUUGGAUCAUGAGACCGUGAUCGGAUUCGUAUCGCCAAUAAAUGCAAAGAUUGAAUCAGAUGAUUAUACUGAUUAUUUCAGAACAGAGCUGAUGUAUCAAACCGGACUCGCCCAAGAACCGAACAACAGUCUUUUGCUUGCCAACUAUGCUCAGUUUCUAUUCCUCAUUGCCCAAGAUUAUGACAGAGCGGAGGAAUAUUUCAAGAGAGCAGCUGCAGUGGAGCCUAAGGAUGCAGAAGCAUUGAACAAAUAUGCAACGUUCCUGUGGCAGGCGAGAAACGACAUCUGGGGUGCAGAACAGACGUACCAGGCAGCCAUGGAUGCCGACCCAAACAACCCCUUCUAUCCUGCCAAUUAUGCUCAUUUCCUGUGGAACACGGGGGGCGAAGACACCUGCUUUCCUCUUGACACUCCUGAUGCCUAAUCCCAAACCAAACCUAGAAAAAUAUAAGCAUACACAUAGUUGUUCAAUAUUUGCUUUUAUGAAAGUUUUUCUAUGAAAGUGAAAUUGGCAGGAUUUCGUUUUCACAUGGGCUGCUGCCAGGCUUGGCGUUUUCUCUUUGGUUUUUCAGAUUUUUAUAAGCUCACUUGGUAUGAAAGCUGGAUGAUAGGGUUGCAUUUUAUUGUAAAGGCAGACCAAACAAUUUUAGUGGGUUUUUCAGAGGAUGGCUGUUUUGUCGGCUUCUCUCUCGUCUAUCGCUCCGAAGACGUCAUUUUCAGCUGCUUGAUUUGACGAUCUGAAAGUGCCAAAGAGGACCACUCUCAACUUGGUGUUUUUUUUUUUUUUUUUUUUGGCACAGUUACUUGAGUUGUAUGUUCUUUGUAAGUUUCAACAGAAUCAGAUGGCCAAACUGUAAUUAAUACAACGCUGAUAGAUGCUUUAAACAAAAUUUUGAAACCAA